Molecule: messenger RNA, 2491 nt
Organism: Chinchilla lanigera (long-tailed chinchilla)
Lineage: Eukaryota; Metazoa; Chordata; Mammalia; Rodentia; Chinchillidae
Product: NUT family member 2G
Exons: 7
Coding region: 146-2263 (705 amino acids)
Source: RefSeq, a predicted model, not a curated record
UCUAGCCCUGUUGACUUUCGAACCUUACCUACCUGCAGUUGGAUCUGAGUGAGGCCCUGGGCACAGGUCACUCUCUGGGUCCUGCCCUUCACUCUUCUUAUGGUGGUAGCUGCCAGAGAGCUGUGGUCAGCCCCAAGACUGGGGGAUGGCUUUAGAAGGUGCGCCUCCAGUGCUGCAGCCAGAUAUGCCCCUGAACAAUGGUGUCAUUCUGUCUCCUUCUUGCAUCUUGCCCCCUCUCCCACCUGUCCCAGUCCCGGUACAGCAGCUGCACUGGAAACUGCUGCCGCCACCCUUUGGGAACGCACCACUUCCUCAGCCUAAGCCUCUGGUGCUUUCUCCUUUCCCCGGGAUACCUGUGGUAGCAGGACACGGUGGCUAUGGCUUGAAGGGAGCUGGACCUUGCAUCAUCACUGCCCAAGCAGGGACAGCAGGGAGGCCACCAGGGUCUCUGUUGACUCAGGUUGUCCUCACUCAGGGCCCACUUAUCAUUGGAGCCCCAGGGGUCCUGCAUAGGGUUGUGCAGCAUCCUGCUCCCUGGGUGGUGAGAGCUCCGCCCAUGACCACCAUGGUGGCUGCUCCAAUUGGAGUGAACGCCUAUGCUGAUAAUAGGGUGCGGCCUCGGGGCCUUCGUCCUCCAACCAUACCACCAGUGCCCUCUAAUACAUCUGGGGCAAACAAGGUGCCACCACCACGCUGGGACUGUGGGGAGGGUGGCCUGGCCACCUCCCAGGCCAAUGCCUCACCAGAUCACACCUACAAGUCUGCAAGAGUCUAUGAGAACUUCCGGCAUUGGCAGUAUUUCAAGACCCUGCUCCGGAGACACCUUCCCCACACUCCUGAUGUGGAAGCGGUGUCCUGCUUCCUCGUGCCAAUGCUUCGGUCCCUGUCCCGCCAGCAGCCGACCAUGAGUGUGGAGGAGGGCUUGCGCAUAGGUGUGCGGGAAUGGGACCGCAGGAGCAACAGUGAGCGCACAACAUUCUACGAGGUGGCUGCAGAGUUCAUGAGGUUUGAGGCUACUGAAGAGAUGAAAGAUCCUAGGUUGCUGCUGAUGGGGAGACUUCUGGACUGUCCACUUCCAGCCCCACGGAGGUCAGAUCCUCCAAGAUCCUCUGAUGUUGUACAGCAACCAGGGUGCAGCCUGAGGCAGACAGGCUCCAAGGCUCAGGCUCCCUGCCCCUCAGCACGCAAAUGCCAGCAGUCACAGGAGACCAAGGUGCCUGAUGACAUUCCUCCUGAAGCCAUGAGGGAAUACAUAGACACUAUGGACUCGCUGGAAGUAGGUCACCUCUUGGCCAUGGGGCAACCUGAUGAAAACCAGAAAGAGGAGCAGCAGCAGGAAGAGCAUGAGAAAUACCCAGACCCAGAUCUCUUGAGUUACUGUGAUGAGCUAUGCUCCCAAGAAGACUUUGUUACCAAGGUGGAGGCUGUUAUCAACCCCCAAUUCCUGGUAGAAGCAGAAUCUACAGACAUUGAGAGAGACAUCAUCUUGGCUGUAGGACAAACGCUAGAAGAGGAACACAGACUCACUCCUGAGCAGCUGGUGGAGAAGCGCCUCCUGGGCUCCGAGGCAAAGGGAGAUGUGUGCAGGCCCUGGAGCCAAGCUGCAUCCCAAUCUGCUACCCACCAAAGUGCAGAGCAAGAUGACUGUGACCCUGAGCAAAGGGCCGACAAGGAGACCUGCCUCACUCCAAAAGCUUCCCAGGUCCCCAAGAAACUCCAGGCCACAGAUGAAGAAUUUCCAGGGUCUGAGGUCCCUGCUAUCCUGCACAGGCAACAAAGCCCUGAUCCACUGGGCACCUCUGAUCCCAGCAGUAUUCCCCAGGACCUGGCACCCAGAUGUGCUCUGGGCCUCAGAGGCUCCUCUCCUACUGUGGAACCAUUCGAGCCAGUGUCUGGCCUGGGUGAGGAUGAGGGGGACUUCUCCAACCUGUUCUUCCUCCUGGCAUCCCCUCGCCAGCUGCUGCCCUGGGAAUGGCCCCAGGCCCCAGGCCCUGAGGUGGACCUCCUGUGCCCUGAAGGUCCAACACCCCAGGCCUCACCUCCUCAGGGAGGAGACCUCAGCCCCAACUUUCCUCCAUCUGCCAAGUCCAAGAAGCGAGUCCUCACAGGAGGCUCAGCUCCUGUGAGAAAGAUGUCCUGCCCAGGGCCUUCCUGCGAGGUCUCUGGAGGGCAAGAUUUGGCUCAGGGCCCAGUUCCACCCUUAUGGCCUCAGAAGGGGAGAUGUAACAAAUUAGGCUCCCAGAGGAGGAGGAAGAGGCACUGAAACCAUAGGGUUAGUGGGCAGACUCUGGGGUGCCUGUCCCUCAGGUGGGCUUUGGCCAAAUUUUACCCUGGCUGCAUCCUACACCCCACGAGCCAGACAUCUCUGCUCUUGGGCAUGGCGAGGUAACAGAAGUGGGUGGGUUGGAAGGGAGAAGCCUGCCUGGAGGGGUGCAGGCUGUUCUUUGGGGGUGUUGUUUGAUAUAAAUAAAGAUAAUUGAGUGGAAAAUGC